AAAAUCUCCCUCUCUUUUUCUCUCUCUCUCUCUCGGAAAACAAAGAGCAAUUAUCUACUGCAACGAAGAUGAUCGCUACUCUCAAAGCUGAAGAAGCAAGCCAGCUGCAGCUGGUGGAGCGAGAAGAUAUCGAUGACGAAGACGAUCUGUUUGAAGCCAUCGACAAAUUGAUAUCUGCAGGAAUCAAUGCCGGAGACGUGAAGAAGCUUCAAGAUGCAGGAAUCUACACCUGCAACGGCUUGAUGAUGCACACUAAGAAGCACUUGACUGGAAUCAAAGGUUUAUCUGAAGCUAAGGUUGAUAAGAUCUGUGAAGCUGCUGAGAAAAUAGUGAAUUAUGGUUAUAUCACUGGAAGCGAUGCUUUACUAAGAAGAAAAUCCGUGAUUCGCAUCACAACUGGAAGCCAAGCCCUUGAUGAACUCUUAGGGGGUGGCAUAGAAACUCUGGCUAUCACAGAAGCUUUUGGAGAAUUUAGGUCUGGCAAAACACAGCUGGCACAUACUCUAUGUGUUUCUACACAGCUCCCUACAAAUAUGCGAGGUGGGAAUGGGAAAGUGGCUUACAUUGAUACUGAAGGAACUUUCCGGCCUGAUAGAAUUAUACCCAUAGCCGAAAGAUUUGGGAUGGACCCAGGAGCUGUCCUUGACAAUAUCGUUUAUGCUCGUGCGUACACAUAUGAGCAUCAGUACAACCUGCUUCUUGGUUUGGCAGCAAAAAUGUCUGAAGAACCAUUCAGACUUCUGAUUGUGGAUUCUGUCAUUGCUCUAUUUCGAGUGGAUUUCACUGGGAGAGGAGAACUGGCAGAGCGCCAGCAAAAAUUGGCUCAGAUGCUCUCCCGAUUAACAAAAAUAGCUGAAGAAUUCAAUGUUGCAGUCUACAUGACUAACCAAGUUAUCGCCGACCCUGGUGGUGGAGUGUUCAUAUCAGAUCCAAAGAAACCAGCCGGAGGGCACGUGCUUGCCCACGCAGCCACAAUAAGGUUGAUGUUCAGGAAAGGCAAAGGUGAACAGCGGGUCUGCAAGGUGUUUGACGCCCCAAAUCUUCCUGAAGCUGAAGCAGUCUUUCAGAUAACGCCAGGGGGCAUUGCAGAUGCAAAGGACUAAACUUAGAGGUGAGACCAAGAUUGCUCUCUACACCAGACAGGGCAAAGUAAUGUACUGACAUUUUCUUACUAUCGACAAAACAGUUUUUUUGAUUGACUGUUUAUAGUCCCUCCUUUAGAACUUUAAGUAGCAGGAAAGGAUUUGCCUUUCCUUGUAUAAUCUACCCAUACACUGAGUUCUUUUAUAUGUGCGGACAAGAUGGAAUACCUAGCAAAGUUUUCCUUU
Theobroma cacao (cacao) is the source of this 1328-nucleotide messenger RNA. It is a transcript of the gene DMC1, whose product is annotated as DNA repair (Rad51) family protein. Gene Ontology annotation, cellular component: nucleus; condensed nuclear chromosome. The record is from RefSeq and is a predicted model, not a curated record. NCBI's taxonomy places the organism in Eukaryota, Viridiplantae, Streptophyta, Magnoliopsida, Malvales, Malvaceae. Gene Ontology annotation, biological process: DNA repair; chromosome organization involved in meiotic cell cycle; DNA recombinase assembly. Gene Ontology annotation, molecular function: double-stranded DNA binding; ATP-dependent DNA damage sensor activity; DNA strand exchange activity.